This is a messenger RNA of Xyrichtys novacula (pearly razorfish), 5573 nucleotides long. The record is from the annotation of a GenBank genome assembly. NCBI's taxonomy places the organism in Eukaryota, Metazoa, Chordata, Actinopteri, Labriformes, Labridae.
GGGAAAUUACGAGGGUCAUUGAAGCGCGGUCCUCCUUGAACUGCGGUCUUCACUCAGCGGUUCCCGUCUCUCUAGACACAUACAUUUGGGACUAAAGAGGCAUCAGUACUAUUUCAGUGUAAUUUCAAAAUUCCCUAACGAGACUUGUCUUUCACCUGUGUGUGUCGGGGGGUGUUGUGUCCAGACAUGUCUACCGUGGUGAUUUUGUUCAGUCAAAACAGUCCCCCCCCCACCAAAAAAAGGAAGUGCGUCAUUUGAUUUCCGUGUUGACGUCUGUUUUCAGAAAUCAGCGGGUAAAUAGUGUUGCGGUGAGGAUCUACCGCGCUGUUUGAGAUUUAGCGCAGGAGAAAUUUGUCGUCUUGUGCCUUUUGUCUCCAAAACACACAGCGUUAAAAUGGCGUGUAAAAGGGGAGCUCUCAUUGUGCUGGAGGGAGUCGACAAAGCCGGGAAAACGACGCAGUGCAAUAAACUCGUUCAGGCGCUGCAGCAGAGCGGCAAACCGGCGGAGAUGAUCCGAUUUCCCGGUAAGUCUGGUCACUUAACCCUUGCCUUUCAAUUAAAUGUGCAAGAUGAAUAUAAAGCUGUCAUUGCCCUGUCACAUUGAUAUAAUCUGUAGUGUUGCUGUUGAUUUGUGGACAGACAGGACAACAACAAUAGGCCAGCUGAUCAGCGCCUAUCUGGAGAAGAAGAGGGAUUUAGAGGACCAUACUGUGCAUCUGCUUUUCUCUGCAAACCGCUGGGAACUGGUGUAAGACCCCUGAUUUACUGCUGUAACAUAUGCGGACUUCUACUUAAGAACAGUUAUAAAACACUGUUAAAUUGUUCAAACACUUGACCACACCUCAGCUUCUCUUACAAGUGAAAAACUAUAUUUGGUAGCUAUUAUCAGAGCUGUACAACGGCAGCAUAGGUGUGGUCACAGUAAUGGUUCCUAAUUUCCACUAACAAGCAGUCAUUAGCUCGAUGAUGCAGGUUACUUGGAGGCCUCCUUUUUUCAAGCUGUGAUUUUCCUGCUACGAUCAGUCUGUGGUAGGCCUAAGAGGACAUAAAUCCAUACAAUUCAGUUUAUUAUCACAACUUAAUAUCACUUAUCUUAUCUGAAAAAUAUAACUCCUUUUCACAUUAUAACGUCAUGUCAUUUGUCAUGCCAUUUUCACAAGGUAACAAAGCCUGUUUACUCAUUAUCAUUUUGUUGUCAUAAAAUUUGGGUAGACCCAAAACUUGUCUGGUAAUUGUAAUGGGCCAAAGUAUGACAAAUCAUUCUGCCAUCUUAAUUGCAUGCACCUGAGAGCUCAGGUCAUGAGCCUUACCCCAGAUCUGUUCAUAUUUGGGAUGAAGAAUUUACAGUCAAGCCCAAAAUUACUCAUACCCCUGGCAAAUUUUGACUUAGUUACUUUUAUUCAACCAGCAAGUGUUUUAUUAAUUGGAAAUGACACAGGCAUCUCCCAGAGGAUAAUAAAAUGAUUUACAAGAGACAUCAUGGUGGAAAGAAAUAUUUCAAAGCUUUUAUUUACAUUUGAACGAAAAGUGGCAUGUCCAAAAUUAUUCAUACCCUUUGCAAACUGUCACAGUCUAUGGGAGAAUCCAAAGUUCUCUACCAUUCCAAAUAGUCCAAGCUGUUCUAAAGCAUCCUAAUUACUCUAAUUCAUUGGGAACAGCUGUUUUAAUCAACUCAACAGGUGAAAAACAGCUCUCUGCAGUUGGGUUUUGGACAGUCAUGACUUAGACAAAGGAGCUCACUGAGGACUUGUGGCUGUGCAUUGUUGCUGCUCACAAGUCAGGAAAAGGGCUAUAAGGCCAUAUCUAAACGUUGUCAAGUUCCAGUGGCUACAGUGCAAAGUGUUAUUAAAAUACACAAGACAUUCUGCACUGUGGAAAAUCUCAGAGGACUAAAAUGAAGCCUUAAAUGACCCCUGUGCUGGCCAGGAGGAUAGUGAGAGAGGUGAAAAAGAAUCCAAGGAUCACUGCCAAGGCCAUCCUGGUGAAUCUGGGUUCUGCUGGUGGCAACAUCUCAAGCCAGACAGUGCAACAGACACUGCACACUGCUGAGUUCCACGGACGCAGACCAAGGAGGAUGCCACUUCUCCAGAUAAGGCACACAAAAGCCCGCUUGGCCUUUGCAAAAGCUCAUCUGGACAAAGAAGAAGAUUUCUGGUCUAUUAAUUAAUAAGAGGGGUAUGAAUAAUUUUGGACCUGCCACUUUUUGUUCAAAUUUAAAUAAAAGCUUUGAAAUAUCUGUUUCCACCAUGCCUCUUGUACAUCAUCUUAUCUUCUGGGAGAUGCCUGUGUCAUUUCCAGUUAAUAAAAACUUGCUGGUUGAAUAAAAGUAACAAAGUCAAAAUUUGCCAGGGGUAUGAAUAAUUUUGGGCUUGACUGUAUGUGCGCACAAAGAAACCUGGUUAUUUAUACUAGCAGUACACUGAUGACAGUUUUUCAACGACCAGUGCUGAUACUGAGAAAAAAGUAGGCUGAUAGCAGAUAUAAAGGCGGUAUCACUGUGUUGGUUUUUCUUUUCCUUUUUUUAUUGCAUUAGAGAAAAUACAACAAUUAAAUAAUACCAACCAAUGAAAAGCAAAGUUGCUGAACACAAGUGAACAGGGUUUUUUGUAAAUGUUGACAUUAAGAUAUUUAGCUUGGUAAAAUACCAGCACGAAGGAAUUGUAGAUGUCUCUCCAGCCGUGUUGAAUUUUCUUUAAAGAAAUAAAAAUCCAAGGUAAAAAUUGCAAUUACAAAUUUUAAAAGUCACACAUAAAUCCAUUAUUUCAUAAACAUUAGAAUAAUAGAUUUGUUGAAAUACAUUUUUAAUAAAUUUAGAAAACAUGGGCAAAAUCUGUCUGAUUACUAAAAUCAGGUGUUGAAGUAUUUCACAAAAUAUUCAGCUGCAUGUCCACUUAGGCAACCGUAAAUGUGAGGACUCAUCAAUGCAGGAAACACUCAUUAUUAAAAAAAAUGAACAAGUGAGCUUUGUUUCACUAUCACUGGAUAAAGAAUAACAAUAACUUGAGUAGUUAAUAAUCCUCAGAACUCAAGGAUUGUUCAGGUUUGAUCUGUAAACUGUCAAAUCAAAAGAGUGCUUAUUUGUUCUUGUUACUUCUGUCAUACCCUGGCUCAAGGGCCAAGACAAAUGUGGGAAGGACACCGGGAAUACUUUAAAAAAAUGUGGCUUUUUUUAUUGCAAAACAAGUAAACCAAAUGAACAAUCAAUGGCAAAAUAUGGCGUGUCAUAGUCAGUUCAGUCAGUGGUUUAAGUGUGGAUGUGUGUGGAGAUGAAGUGCAGAGUGUUGUCAAGUGUAACAAAUAAAUUUGAAUGUACAAGUGAAGGCUGGGAUAGGUUUGGCAGAAUGAAAGAGAGCAAGCAUUAGCAGGGUUGGGCUUUUAACACUGCCAGGCCCAGGCUCAGGUGAUCCAGAUCAUUGUUAUGAGUGGCACUCAGGUAUCUCUGCAACAAGGGGGAGGAGAUGCAGGGCCGUCACACUUCUCCUGAAACAUUUUUUCAGGUUUAGCCUUAAUAUAUAAUUAAGGCAUAUCUUACACAUCCCUCUGAUAAAAUACUUCUGACCUCAGGCCUCUGAUGAAAAAGAAACUGGAGCAGGGGACCACUCUGGUCGUAGACCGGUACGCUUUCUCUGGAGUUGCUUUCACCAGUGCCAAACCAGUGAGUCUCUGCAUCUACCAAGCUGUUGUUUUAUGUGUGUUUGUGGAAAGCACCAGGUACCAACACAUCUCCAUCUCUUAAAGGGAUUUGAUCUGGACUGGUGCAAGAGCCCUGAUGUGGGACUUCCAAAGCCAGACCUUGUCAUGUUUCUCCAGCUGAGUCCAGCUGAAGCUGCUCGGAGAGGUCAGUUUGGGGAGGAGAGAUAUGAGACCAGUGUUUUCCAGAAAACAGUCCAGCAGAAAUUUGAACACCUGAUGAAGGAUACCUCAGUCAACUGGCAGGUAUGAAUCCUCCACUGAAAUUACAGCAUGAAUAUGAGAUGUUGGUGUAGCCGUUUGGUUUUAGAGGCCAAAUUCUUAGAUACUCUUUAGAUGCAUACUCUCUAAUAGCCAGCAGGUGGCAACAUCACAGGUUGCAAACAGGUGUUUGAUUGAAAGGAAAUAGUUUUUCUCAGCUCAUUUUUGACCUCAAUGAACAUUUUUCUCUUAAGUUUAUGCUCUUGUUCACUGAGUCUUUUUAAUACUGAAUACAGUGUUAAUAGUACACAUACUCUUCAUACAGCCACAUAUUUCUUUGUAUUAUUGUUUUUACAGUUUGUCUCUAUGCACCUCUCCUUUUCUCCCUCUUAACCCAGUUCAGUCUCAGCAGAUGACUUUAAUAUGAGUAAUUCUGCUCAAGGUUUCUGCCUGUUAAAGGAAGUUUCUCCUCUCCAGUGUAAUUUACCCAGUGUAUACUCUCAUAGAUGAAGAUGAGAUAGGAGUGGGCCCAGUCUUACAAGUUGGGACUCAGUCUUAUCCCACCUUUAUGCUAGGUCUUCGUAAUCAUAAAGAGUAGGGACUCUGAGUAGCAGUCUAAGGUUCACUGGUUACUGACACCGCAUCUUUCCAACAACUCUGCACAUACACCCUUUAAUCUACACAUGGUUACUUCUCACAAAAAAUCCUCAAAGAUUAGGAUUAAAAGUGGUUCUUUGGACCCAAGAGCUGUGGUCAGUAUAACAGAGUCAAAUUCUCAAAUUAUGGUCCAGCAAGCCAUAUUGGACCCAGAUCCUCUUCCCUAAAUGUCAACUUUCAGUCUAUGUUUAACAGUCUAUAAAUGCAAGACUAACCUGUUUUAGCUUUCUUUUAGUCUGUUUUAGUAAGCCAUUUGUCAACCUGAAUACCCCAUAAAUUACAGUCACACAUUGAGGUGUAUCUUUAUAAAUUCUGUUUCGAGUGUUUUUAUGCUCCUUUUUCUUGUACCAGUAGAGCAGACUUGAUCUGUUUGUAGGAUAGCAAAAAUUAAUGGCUGUUUUUUGUUUGUUUGUAUGUUUUUGAAAUUUUGUCAAGUUGCUCUGAAGUCACGUUCUCACCCAAAGACACUGAAAUAAAUCUAACCAAAUUGUACCAUCAAACCUGAGACCCUCAGUCUGAUUGUAACCUGAUCCAAAGUACAUCAUAUGCAAGUUGAUUAAAUCAAAGUGCCAUCUGAAACAAGAAUGUGUGUUUAAAGCAGCCUGUUAUUGUUUUUUUCCAGGUAAUAGAUGCUGCCAAGAGCGUUGAUGAUGUGCAUGAGGAUAUCAAGACCCGCAGUCUGAAUGCCAUCCUCGCAGCUCAGAACCUGCCUCUGGGAGAACUUUGGAAGUGAACUUGAGUCUGCCUGAAGGAAGUUGCUGCUGUUACACAUAAACAAAGUAUAUAGUUUGACUCUAGUGCUCACUGAACCUUUCUGAUUUCAAUUUGUAAUUGCUAGAUACAGAUAUUAGUGAUGUGUGUGGGCACUUGUCACCAAAAUGACUUUCAUACCGUAGUGACAUGAAGAGGGACACUGACCAAAUCUCAGAUUCUGAAUUUAUUUAUAUUUUUAAUCUUCUUACAUGUCUAUUGUUCUUUCACCUGUCUAUACAGCGUUUUGAUUAAAUAAAUAAUCUUCAAAUGAA